Messenger RNA from Funneliformis geosporum, 149 nucleotides. The record is from the annotation of a GenBank genome assembly. Lineage: Eukaryota; Fungi; Glomeromycota; Glomeromycetes; Glomerales; Glomeraceae.
UAAUAGUGAUGAUGAAGAGCUUGAUAUUAAUGUUGCAAAUAUUUUAAAUUUACCUCAUCCUGCUAGAGAUCAAAAUUCUAAAUGGAAACUCCAAGAUAUUUUUAUUGAGAGUUUAGGAAAACCUAAUUAUUUGUCAACUUUUAUAUUAG